AAUGUGGAGGAGGAGGGGGAGGGGAGAGAAAGGCCAGGGAGAGAGGGAGAGGAGGAGAGUAAUAAACAUCAUCACGACAACGAUGGUAGGCGCGUGCACAAAUGUAGCAAAAGACGUUCUGAGAAACCGGUCAAGGAGACAUCAGUCGCGACACAAAGGAAAGACGGAACUGUCGAUGAACUAGAACAAGAACCUCAACUUACCACGAGUGGACAAGGAAGUAAGACGUUUGGGGUUUGUGACAAUGGAAGUCCCAGAUCAAGGCGCGAUAGCCUGCAGAAUGUUUCGAGCGAUUCAGGGAUGAAGGAUCGCCUCUCUCCGGUUCAAACAGAAACAUUAACAGUAAGAGUUAAUGUUCUCGAUGAUUUAGAGCCAACUGUUAUCGCGGAAAAUGAUUGUCUCGAAAAUGACGCGUCGGAUGUAGAAAGUCGGUCACAUGAGCUGACGACAAGCAAAACCGCUAGAUCUAGUGUGUCUACGAACGGUUCUUUUUCUCAACAUUUGGCUGCUGAUGACGAAACAGAAAGAAGUCAUUCCUUCCUCGAGAGUCCUGAAAUAGUGGUCAACACAGAUGCUGAACCAGGACCCCGAGGCUCAGGAGAGGUGACGUCAUCGCUCACUUCUGCAGCAGACGACGGCAGUUCCAGAUGGUCGUCGUCGCUGUCUCAGCAGGAGUCGAACCCCGGCGGCCCGAGGAGGAGUGAACAACACUCUCUUGUGACGUCGUGUUCUGGGGAGACAGCCUCGCCAGUUGAACCGCCCGCUCCCAGUGACACCCAGGACGCCCCGCCCAACACCCCCGUGGAGUUGUACUUCAGUCAGCCACGCCCACCUUGCCACGACUUCCUCACAUCCGGGCUCGACGGGGACAGGAAGUGCCCACAGACUGAUGACGUCACCGGCCGCCAUCACCACGUAGACAAGUCGGUUCGAGAGUUUGAGGAGACAGACGUGAAGGCGUUGUGGAAGGUUCUCCGCGGAGAGAAAGGGGCGUCACUCGUGGUCAGGGGAGGAAAGUCGAAGGAAGGAAAGAAGGAGAAAGGUGGCAAAAGAGGAGGCAAUAAAGAUCUGGAACAAAUCAACGGGAUGGAAAGAAUGCUGUCCUGUAUUAAGUACGUAUCUUCGGUUUCUGUAGACAGAACGGACCCCAUUUACCGGCAUUUAGAUGCUUCAGCUACUCAUCAUCAUUAUUGCUUUACGUUUUUGUUAUCCAAAGAAAAAUUCCAGGCCUGACGUUUUUCUUAUCCGUAGAAGAACUUCAUUUUCAAACACUCAAAAAAAAAGUCCCAAAUCAUUCUUCUUCUUCUUCUUUUCGUUUUAAUUACUAUUAUCAAAAUAUCUGACCACUUUAGCGCUAAGAAUUAUUUGGUCGGUUUUUACCUACAUUAAAAUUGUACAAAAUGUUUUCAAUACCCAAUGUUGUAUACUUUUGCUUCCGUACCAAGAUAAAUGUCCAUGGCAUGGAUGAUGAUGGUUACGAUGUCGA
Molecule: messenger RNA, 1486 nt
Organism: Aplysia californica (California sea hare)
Lineage: Eukaryota; Metazoa; Mollusca; Gastropoda; Aplysiida; Aplysiidae
Exons: 2
Coding region: 301-1233 (310 amino acids)
Source: RefSeq, a predicted model, not a curated record